Molecule: messenger RNA, 1319 nt
Organism: Phragmites australis (common reed)
Lineage: Eukaryota; Viridiplantae; Streptophyta; Magnoliopsida; Poales; Poaceae
Product: carboxylesterase 15-like
Exons: 1
Coding region: 177-1166 (329 amino acids)
Molecular function (GO): hydrolase activity
Source: RefSeq, a predicted model, not a curated record
AUAAAAAAUUAGGUAGAAGUUCAAAAACAAUGGAAUGUUGGGUGGAGGCUCUCCUAAAAAUUCACUUCUCCCCGUCUUAUAUAAGCACUCUGCCCUCACCACUUGCUCCCGCAACGCAUCAAAGCAGCUUCUCCCAAAAGUACUAAACACGCGAACACAUCUAGUGGUAGCCAACCAUGUCGUCGUCGUCGCCGCCGCGGGAGCCGUACGUGGUGGAAGACUGCCGCGGCGUGCUGCAGCUGAUGAGCGACGGCACGGUGCGGCGCAGCGCCGAGCCGGCGUUCCCGGUGGACGUCCCGGAGGACGACUGCGGCGUGGAGUGGAAGGACGUCACGUGGGAGCCGGAGCACGACCUCAACGUGCGCCUCUACCGUCCGGGCCACCUCGGCGCGGCCAACGACGCGCAGAUCCCCGUCGUGGCCUACUUCCACGGCGGCGGCUUCUGCCUCGGCUCCGGUCGCUGGCCCAACUUCCACGCCUGGUGCCUCCGACUCGCCGCGGAGCUCCCCGCCGUCGUGCUCUCCUUCGACUACCGCCUCGCGCCCGAGCACCGCCUCCCCGCCGCCCAGGAGGACGGUGCCAAGGCCAUGUCCUGGCUCCGCGCGGACGCCGCCGCCGACCCCUGGCUCGCCGACGCGGCGGACUUCGCCCGCGUCUUCAUCGCCGGCGACUCGGCGGGCGGCAACAUCGCCCACCACAUCGCCGCCACAUUCGGCAAGACCGGCCUCAGCCCGCCGGUCCGGCUCCGCGGGUACGUCCUCCUCACGCCGGCCAUGGCCGGCGAGGCCCGGACGCGCGCCGAGCUGGAGUGCCCGCCCGACGCGUUCCUCACCACCGAGAUGUGCGACAGGUACGCCCGGCUCUCGUUGCCCGAAGGCGCGACCAGGGACCACCCAGCGAUCAACCCGGCGGGGCCGGAGGCGCCGGGGCUCGAGGCCGUGGAGAUGGCCCCCGUGCUCGUCGUCGCGGCGGAGCGCGACGUGCUCAGGGACCGGAACGUGCACUACGCGCAGCGGAUGGAGGAGGAGUGGGGCAAGGACGUGGAGUACGUGGAGUUCGCCGGGGUCGGGCACGGCUUCUUCCAGGUGGACCCGUGGUCGGAGCGCGCCGACGAGCUCGUCCGGGUCGUCCGGCGGUUCGUCGUCGACCACAUGGAUUCGGAGUAGGACGGGUUAACCACUGCUGGAUCAAUAAUGGCACGCCACAUCGCACAUGGAUGGCUUUGCUUUGCUAUGCUUCUUGGUGUCAAUUAUUUUCUGGAUUAGGAUGGGUUGAUUAAUCGCCGGAUGCAUGGAUUUCUUGUUCCUUUUUGCUUCUCA